Talaromyces rugulosus is the source of this 1110-nucleotide messenger RNA. RefSeq lists its product as uncharacterized. Gene Ontology annotation, molecular function: oxidoreductase activity, acting on paired donors, with incorporation or reduction of molecular oxygen; heme binding; monooxygenase activity. The transcript has 5 exons. NCBI's taxonomy places the organism in Eukaryota, Fungi, Ascomycota, Eurotiomycetes, Eurotiales, Trichocomaceae. Bases 1 to 1110 code for a protein of 369 amino acids. The record is from RefSeq and is a predicted model, not a curated record.
AUGAUCUUGCCAUUCGUACUAUUUUGGGUUUUCCUCGUCUUCCUACUUUCGAGGCAAUUGUCAUGGAGCCGAAGAAUCCCUGGCCCGCGGAUUGCUCGAUACACGAAUCUGUGGUACUGUUGGCAGAUUUUAAAGUCUGAUUUCCACUGGACGAACAUAAAGCUGCAUGAAGAAAAAGGUAGAGUUAAUUUUCCUCCCAUCAACGACCCGGAUGCGACGAAGAUUAUUUACGGCCACGGUUCGCAUCUGGAGAAGAGUGAGUGGUUUGACGAACUGUCUUCGGAAAAAAUGCCUAUCGACUUGCCUCAUUGGCUGCAAUGCUAUGCAUUUGACGUGAUUGCUCAUAUUACAUUCGGCGAGCGCUUUGGUUUUCUCGAUAAAGGUGAAGACAUUCAGCAUUUGAUUCAGAUUCUCGACGUCGGGUUCACAGCAUCUAGUCUCCUGGGACUUUUGUUAUGGCUGCAGCCCUUGGCUCUCCGCUUGCUUGCAAUGGUUGGAGGCCAUGAAGCGGGAGUUAUCGACACUUUUAACAAGAAAAAGGUCAAGGAAGCUAAAACAGAGAAAUCGGACGUUUCUGAGAAUGGUCCAAUGACUAUGGUUAGAAAAAUGAUCCUGGCCCAACGAGCCCCCGAGGACACAAGGGGCAUUACAGACGUGGAUAUAGAAACUACCUGUGGCGCAAAUGUUGGUGCAGGAAGUGAUACAACUUCUCUGACCCUGAGCGCAGUUCUCUUCUAUCUUUAUCGCAACCCUGUUUGUCUUGAAAGAGCGAACGUUGGGUGCAAUAGUUGGGUUCUACACCAAAACAAGGAAAUAUACGGGGAGGAUGCUGAUCAGUAUCGACCUGAUCGUUGGUUGAGUGACGACAACGAAAAGCUAAAGACCAUGGAGCAGUUCUUCAUGCCAUUUGGUCUUGGCGCUAGAACCUGUAUUGGGAAGAACAUCUCUCUUCUGGAGAUAAACAAGGUUGUCCCAAUGUUGGUGAGGGAUUUCAAUAUUGAAUUUGUGACCAAGGAUGGGGAUCCGUUGAAGGCCGACAUUCUCCCAGGGAAGAACAGGUGGUUUGUGAAGCCAGAAGGGUUAUACGCGCGAUUAAAACGACGGAGUUAG